This is a messenger RNA of Lizanozyma spartinae, 744 nucleotides long. RefSeq names its product C-8 sterol isomerase (gene ERG2). The record is from RefSeq and is a predicted model, not a curated record. The transcript has 2 exons. Gene Ontology annotation, biological process: ergosterol biosynthetic process. The coding region runs from base 1 to 744 and encodes 247 amino acids. Gene Ontology annotation, cellular component: endoplasmic reticulum. NCBI's taxonomy places the organism in Eukaryota, Fungi, Ascomycota, Pichiomycetes, Serinales, Debaryomycetaceae.
AUGAAGCUAUUCUAUUGGGCUAUCCCCGUUAUUCUCUUCUAUGCCUUUGACCAUCUCUUCUAUACCUGGCUUCCAAGUAACUACAAGUUUGAUAAACAAGUACUUCAAACAUUGGCUAAAGAGCUGAUCAACGCUUUCCCCAACAAUGCUACUGCCAUUAUGAUAGACUUGGCUCCUAAGAUCCUGAAAGCAUAUCCUGGCCUUGUCAACGAGUUGAACUUUGACGAAUGGGUGUUCAAUGUCGCUGGAGGUGCCAUGGGAACAAUGUUCAUCUUGCAUGCCUCCAUUAGUGAAUACUUGAUCUUUUUUGGUUCUGCAACCGGUACUGAAGGUCACACUGGUUUACAUUUUGCUGAUGACUACUUCACUAUUUUAACCGGUCAACAGCUUGCUGCUGUUCCUGGAGCCUUGACUCCAGAAGUUUACUUGCCUGGUGAUCAACAUUGGAUGAAGAAAGGUCAAGCCAAACAAUAUCUGAUUCCUAGUGGAGGCUUUUCAUUAGAAUUGGCUCAAGGUUGGAUUCCUGCUAUGUUACCCUUUGGAUUCCUACAAUUCUUGACCAGUACUUUAGACUUCCCUUCGAUGGUUGAAACUACCUACUACACAGGUAGAGAUAUGGUCAAGCAUUUAUUAAGAGUCUUGUACUCCAAUAGGCAAAUAUCCCCUUGUGCUGGGAUUCAUUUCCCAGAUAAGACACGUUUUGAGAUCACCGAUAAGCCCUCAUCACGGACUGCGUAUAACUAA